Molecule: messenger RNA, 924 nt
Organism: Dermacentor silvarum
Lineage: Eukaryota; Metazoa; Arthropoda; Arachnida; Ixodida; Ixodidae
Gene: nsl1
Product: KAT8 regulatory NSL complex subunit 1
Exons: 1
Coding region: 16-909 (297 amino acids)
Cellular component (GO): NSL complex
Molecular function (GO): histone acetyltransferase binding
Source: RefSeq, a predicted model, not a curated record
CUGCCAGUGCUCGACAUGUGGUCACUUGUUCCGCGCAGCCGGCAGAGCGCGGCGUGGCGUUGGGCCAUGGAGCGCGCCGCGGUGGCCUGCCGCUGGACGUGGCUGCAGGCGCAGGUGGCCGAUCUCGAGUUCCGCAUUCGACAGCAGGCGGACCUGUGCCGGCAGCUGCGGAAGGCCAAGGGCGACGUGCGUCUCGAAGGCCAAGACCCUCCGGAGGACGCCUCGACCGACGACGACGACAAGGCGGUGACGGAGUGCGACGUCCAGACCACCACUGUCGAGGAGGACGUGCCGCACGCGGCCGACGCCGCGGGGACGGCACCGCCGGCCAAGCCCAACGGCCUGGUGCUCUCCGCCUCCGAACUCCGACCCCCCGCGGCCGUCGGCUGCGCGCGGACUCGGGCGCUGGCGGCCGGCUUCCGCAAGCGCAAGGUGGUGGUCGCCGCUACGGCCCUCGCCUCUGCGCGCAAGUCGGCCCGCUUGUCGGCCACAGUGCAGUGUCCGUGUCGCUCGGUGUGUGGACCCACGUCUCCCGGCGCCACGGCCGCUGGCUGGGGCUCGGGCCUCGCCGCGCCGCCCAGUCCGGCGAACGCUACCGCGGAGCCUGUGCCUCUCGCUGCGGCCGCGACCUCGGCGGACGGCGGCGCGGCGGCGGAUGGCCCCACCGUCAGCCUGCCGCCGCUCGCGCCGUGCCUGGUGUGCGGCGGCCGCUACAACAGCGUGCGGCCGCUCGACGCCGAGCUCAUGACGCGUCAGGAGAAGGUGGCGCUGCUCGACCCUGGGUUCCACCCGGUGCUCUCGUUCCCCUCCGGUGAGUGUCGCAUGCCGCUUGUGCGAGCGGAGGCCGCCGCCCUGCAGCAGCAGCCUCUGCUGGCGCCGCUCGCGAAUGACGCGAUAAUACAGUUUUAGCAUUGCCGUGUUACG